Molecule: messenger RNA, 1165 nt
Organism: Drosophila biarmipes
Lineage: Eukaryota; Metazoa; Arthropoda; Insecta; Diptera; Drosophilidae
Gene: IFT43
Product: intraflagellar transport protein 43 homolog
Exons: 5
Coding region: 1-1023 (340 amino acids)
Biological process (GO): intraciliary retrograde transport
Cellular component (GO): intraciliary transport particle A; cilium
Source: RefSeq, a predicted model, not a curated record
AUGCUCUCGGCACAUCGCAACAGAUUGUUGCGCUCAAACCAUGCUGGGCAGAGAGUUUUCGUUAGUUGCUGGGCCUCGACGGAUACUUACAUCUUAUCCUCCUCGAAGAAGAAGUCAUCCUCGGUGUCCGUCAGCAUUUUCCGUGAUAAAAAAUACACUUGUUUAUUUUGGCAACUGAAGUUCCUCCAACUGUCAUCGGGGCUGACGGCCGAUUUGAAAAGUAUCGCAUCGCACUGCGAAUGGCAAACUCCAGGGGAAAUCGAACAUUCUCACGGGAAAAUGACCACUUGUUGCCUAGGAAACACCGAGGAAAAGCGUAAACAAAAGAUGAUGGACUGGGCCGAGGAACUCAAGAUGACCAUAAGAAAGACGACGGCCAGGAAGGGCCGGCGCUCCAAGAGCCGCGAUGUCUUGAAGGAGGACUCCUCGCAGGCGCCCGCAGGCUCCAAGGACAUUUCCAUCGACAUCACCCUGAAUGUCCAGGCAGGCUCUCCGCCCACAACCUCGGACACGGCCACCUCGUCCACCUACAACAAUGAAUUCGAGUCGCACCGACCGCCCAUCCGUCGGAUUUCGGGAGGUUGGGCGGAUUCGGGACUGAAGGGGUUAAAGUCCAAGAAGAACAACUCCUUUGAUGACGAGCGUUUCAGGCAAACCAAGUCUGCUACAAAUUCCAUUCCUACUGAUGACAUUCCCGUCAUUCCAGACAUGGAUGAUGUCAAAGAUGAAAUUAUGCUCAAUGAGAUAGUGGAACCUCCUACUAUGGGCACUUCUCGAUCCGCUGUCCUAAAGGAGGCCAAUUCCGAGUUGCUUUCCCAGUACGCCUUUUCUGCAGUGGACGGCUUCGAUCUCUCAGUCCUAACAGACUGCCUGGUUCCACAGGAGAGUCUCAGCGAGAAGGACGAUCUCUGGCAGUGGGACCAGCUCUUUACCGAGGUCACGGCCGAAAUCCAUUCGGAUAAGGCGCCCAUCAUAGGCAUGAAGAUAGGACCUGAUGUCGUACCCCCGACACAAUAUUCCUAAGGGAUUUAAACCUAAAAUUUCAGUGCAAUACAAAUACUCAAUAUAAAUAUUAAGGGAGCACAAAUGCAUUUCUUGCCGUCUAUGAUCACAAAAUAUACUUAACAGCGAAACUCAUUAAAAUUCGAAUUUGAAAUAUUAUAAA